GUUUGCAUCGCUCAGUCGCUAAAAAUCCCCCGUGAACCAAGACUGGGAGAAUUUGACAAGAUCAUCAAGCGCUUGUUGGAAACUCCUAAUGCUCGAGCAGUGAUCAUGUUUGCAAACGAGGAUGAUAUUAGGCGAAUAUUAGAAGCAGCCAAAAAAACUAAUCAAACUGGACAUUUUCUUUGGAUUGGCUCAGAUAGUUGGGGGUCAAAAAUUUCACCUGUUUACCAACAGGAAGAGAUUGCCGAAGGAGCAGUCACCAUUCUGCCCAAAAGAGCUUCCAUCGAUGGAUUCGAUAGAUAUUUUCGGAGCCGUACCCUUGCUAAUAAUCGAAGAAAUGUGUGGUUUGCAGAAUUUUGGGAGGAGAAUUUUGGAUGCAAGUUAGGAUCACAUGGAAAAAGAAACAGCAAUAUCAAGAAAUGCACAGGCUUAGAAAGAAUUGCAAGAGAUUCAGCCUAUGAGCAAGAAGGAAAGGUCCAGUUUGUAAUUGAUGCUGUAUAUUCCAUGGCCUAUGCACUACAUAGCAUGCAUAAAGAGCUCUGUCCUGGAUAUAUUGGUCUGUGUACAAGGAUGAGCACGAUUGAUGGUAAAGAGCUACUUAGUUAUAUCCGGGCUGUAAACUUUAACGGGAGUGCUGGAACGCCUGUUAUUUUCAAUGAAAAUGGAGAUGCGCCUGGGCGCUAUGAUAUAUUUCAGUAUCAAAUGACCAACAAAAGUGCAGAAUACAAAGUAAUUGGUCACUGGACAAAUCAACUUCAUCUAACUGUAGAAGACAUGCAGUGGGCUAGCAGAGAUCAUACUCAUCCAGCAUCUGUUUGCAGCCUGCCCUGUAAACCUGGGGAAAGAAAGAAAACAGUAAAGGGAGUGCCUUGCUGUUGGCACUGUGAACGCUGUGAAGGGUACCAUUACCAAGUGGAUGAGCUCACCUGUGAACUGUGCCCAUUUAAUAAGCGACCAAAUGCCAACCGCACAGAUUGCCAGCUUAUUCCAAUAAUCAAACUGGAAUGGCAUUCUCCCUGGGCCAUCGUGCCCGUGUUCAUAGCUAUUCUCGGAAUUAUUGCAACCACCUUUGUCAUCGUGACAUUUGUCCGCUACAAUGACACACCCAUCGUCAGGGCAUCUGGCCGCGAACUCAGCUACGUGCUAUUGACUGGGAUUUUUCUCUGUUACUCUAUCACUUUUUUAAUGAUCGCCGCUCCGGACACAGUGAUCUGCUCAUUUCGACGGCUCUUUUUAGGACUCGGCAUGUGCUUCAGUUACUCUGCCUUGCUCACAAAAACUAAUAGAAUCCACAGAAUAUUUGAGCAAGGUAAAAAAUCUGUCACAGCUCCAAAGUUUAUUAGCCCGGCUUCCCAGUUGGUGAUCACUUUCAGCCUCAUAUCCAUGCAGCUUCUUGGAGUCUUCAUCUGGUUUGCUGUUGAUCCACCACAUAUCGUAGUAGACUAUGGAGAGCAGAGGACACUUGAUCCAGAAAAUGCCAGGGGAGUUCUCAAAUGUGACAUUUCUGAUCUUUCUCUCAUUUGUUCCCUUGGAUACAGUAUUCUCUUGAUGGUCACAUGCACUGUGUAUGCUAUUAAAACAAGAGGGGUUCCAGAGACCUUCAAUGAAGCAAAACCCAUUGGAUUUACUAUGUACACCACCUGCAUAAUUUGGUUAGCUUUUAUUCCAAUCUUUUUUGGUACUGCGCAGUCCACAGAGAAGAUGUACAUCCAGACAACAACACUUACUGUCUCCAUGAGUUUAAGUGCUUCAGUAUCUCUGGGCAUGCUCUACAUGCCCAAGGUUUAUAUUAUCAUUUUUCAUCCAGAGCAGAAUGUUCAAAAACGGAAGAGGAGCUUCAAGGCUGUUGUGACAGCUGCCACAAUGCAAAGCAAACUGAUCCAAAAAGGAAACGACAGACCAAAUGGCGAGGUCAAAACUGAACUGUGUGAAAGUCUUGACACCAACAGUAAGUCAUCUGUAGACUUUCCCAUGGUCAAGAGUGGAAACACUUCCUAAUAGAUCUUCCUCUACCAAGACAACAUAUGUCAGCUACAGCAAUCAUGCAAACUGAGCAGGGAAAUGAAACACACCUGAAGUAUGUGAAAAUUAAAAAAAACAAACAAUGAAUUUACUACCACCAAAACCUCGGUCUUGGAAAGAGCUGUAGACUACAAUCAACUCAACAGUCAGUCUCUUAAUGGACAAAGAUUAACAACGAGCCAAAAGCAGGAGGGGUGGGGAAGGGAAAAGCUCAGUUUUAUACAAGUCAGACCGAAUGUCAAACUUCUAAACUGUUUACUCACAAAAGGAAGUAAAUCACAAAAGGAAAACAAAUGUUAGCUUGUGAAAAAAAAAUGCUGUUGAAAUAAACCAUGUCUGAUGUUAUACUUGUAAGUACUUUUUUGUGAUUGUGAGAAUUUCCAUUCCUGUCCCACAUUGUUCAACUUGUAUAAGAAGAUGAAUUUGUUUCUUGUGAUGACUGACUGAAUUGAAGCCCUGGGUUGUGCUAAAAUAAAUGCAAUGAUUGACGCAUGCAAAUUUUUAUACAAAAUAAUUUAUUUCUAAUAAUAAAGGAAUGUUUUGCAAAUGUUCAGACUUGUUUCGUUGAAGUUUUAAGGAAGAAAAAACAAAUAAUAUUUUAAGUCCUGACGAUAUUGUCUAUUGUUUGUUUAGAAUGUGCAGUAAAGGGGGGGAGGGAUAUAAUUAAAACAAUAAUAAUGGUGUCAGAGGAAUGCAGUGUAAAGUAUAAGCAUGUUGAUGGAGGUGUCUGUAUGUGCGUGCGUGUGUGUGUGCGCUCUCCGAGGUGGGUGAAUUUAUUUGUUUUUAAAAUUGUGACUAUUUUAAAAUUGCUGGUGGGAAUUUUUCCCAAAGUAAAUACAUUUUAUAAGAUUUUGUGAAAUGAAGGAUUCCUGAUGUUGUGCUCACCAUUUAUGAUUCAGCAACUGUUUUUUUUUCUUUUGAAAAAAUUAUCAGACAAUUAUAACAAAGAUGGUAAAACUAAAAACUCAGAUUUUUAUAGUAAUCAGAACCAACAAACUGAAAUAAAAGGUUAAUCUUAUUAUCCUGUACUAUGCUAUUAUGUUGCUGAUAUUCCCCCAUCAGCUAUGAUGGUUUGCCAUUGCUGGCAAUCACAUCUUAUUGAUGGAUGCCUUAGAAAUAACGUAGAAAGGAAUCAGGGGAAUAUUUGGAAAACAGUAAAGUGGAUAUAUGAACUAACUUAUCAAACCUUUCAAAAUCAAAGGAAAUGGCUAUUCAAGUACAAUUCUGUUGUCUUCUAAUUUUCAGAAUUAAAUUAUUCAGUAGUUAAUGGUGCCAUGCCAUUAGAAAUGGUUGUACCAAAGACAGAGAAAACACAAGAGAGAUUGGAACCAGUGUAGAGAUCUAUCAUGUUAAUAAGCCACUCUAGACAAGUUAAAAGCAGACUGCUAGAGGCUUUCAGCUCUGUCACCAAUGUCUAUGAUGUGCUUUGAGACUUUUUCUACUCUAUACAAUAUCUACCAUUCGUCAAGUCAAUGGGUCUUCGCAAUCAGUUUGUUAUUAAAUGUUCUUUCUGCU
Messenger RNA from Chrysemys picta bellii (western painted turtle), 3534 nucleotides. The record is from RefSeq and is a predicted model, not a curated record. NCBI's taxonomy places the organism in Eukaryota, Metazoa, Chordata, Testudines, Emydidae.